This is a messenger RNA of Marmota monax (woodchuck), 5066 nucleotides long. RefSeq names its product relaxin family peptide receptor 3 (gene Rxfp3). The coding region runs from base 725 to 2098 and encodes 457 amino acids. Gene Ontology annotation, molecular function: G protein-coupled receptor activity. Gene Ontology annotation, biological process: immune response; G protein-coupled receptor signaling pathway. Gene Ontology annotation, cellular component: membrane. The transcript has a single exon. The record is from RefSeq and is a predicted model, not a curated record. NCBI's taxonomy places the organism in Eukaryota, Metazoa, Chordata, Mammalia, Rodentia, Sciuridae.
UCCCCGGCCGCACGCGCGGCGGGGUUCAGCACCUCGGAAAGCGCCCCCUCUCUUGGCGUAGGGGGUUACGCAUGCUCCUUGGGGCCGGCUGCCGCGGCUUUGUGGGUGCGAAUAUAACUCGGGUAAGCAACUCUGGUAACUCUCUGGGAAGUACCGAUAGCGGGUACAACAGCUACAGACCUCCAAGCAGUAAGAGGGAGGUAGACGUGACUUCACGUGCUCUACUUUUCCUUAAAAGGACGGAAACCUCGUCCGAGCAGCAGAGAAAACCAACAAAGGUACUGGAAAGAAAAGGAACCGGCCCGGAAUCGCGCUCCUGAGCAGCCAGAAGGGUUUUGCGCCAGUGCCCAAGUGACAGUGGCAAAGGAGGAGGAAAGUCUUAGGUGCGUACUAGGGACUCGGGAAACUCCAACUUUAGACCGAGAAACCUUGGACGCAGGUCGCUUUCCUGGAGAGCUGCGUUCCUUUUUGGAGCAUCUAAAGCAGACGCUGAGCUCAACUCCUGUGCCCAGAGCUGCUUGUCGCGCGCACCGGAAGCCAUCCGCAACCAGUUCGUAGGCUCUAUCUAUCUUCAGCGGCUAUUUUGAAAGCUCCCGCGCACACCUCGCCUGUUCUCCUGGGGAUCACACCACGGGCGAACUGUGCUUCCUUAGUUCUUAUGCACCGGAAUAUGAACUAGGGGUAUCUGCUCAUACAGGUGGUUGAAACAAUCACGACGGCCACCAUGAAUAAGGCGGCUGGAGGUGACCAGCUCGCAGAACUCUUCAGUCUGAUCCCAGGCCUCCUGGAGGCGGCCAACAGGAGUGGCAACGCCUCGCUGCAGCUUCAGGAUUUGUGGGAGCUGGGGCUGGAGUUGCCGGACGGAGCGGCGCCGGGGUAUCCACCCAGCAGCAGUGGGGCCGAGAGCUCGGAUGCAGAGGCCCGGGUGCGGAUCCUCAUCAGUGCGGUGUACUGGGUGGUUUGCGCACUGGGGCUGGCGGGCAACCUCCUUGUGCUCUACCUGAUGAAGAGCAAACAGGGCUGGCGCAAAUCCUCAAUCAACCUCUUCGUUACCAACCUGGCGCUGACGGACUUUCAAUUCGUGCUCACUCUGCCCUUCUGGGCGGUGGAGAACGCGCUGGACUUCAAGUGGCCCUUCGGUAAGGCCAUGUGUAAGAUCGUGUCUAUUGUCACCUCUAUGAACAUGUAUGCCAGCGUCUUCUUCCUCACUGCCAUGAGUGUGGCGCGCUACCAUUCUGUGGCAUCAUCCCUUAAGAGCCACCGGACCCGAGGGCACGGCCAUGGCAACUGUUGUGGACAGAGCCUGGGAGAGAGCUGCUGCUUCUCAGCCAAAGCUCUGUGUGUGUUGAUCUGGGCUUCGGCUGCUCUGGCCUCGCUGCCCAAUGCCAUUUUCUCCACCACCAUCAAGGUGAUGGGUGAGGAGCUGUGCCUGGUGCGCUUCCCUGACAAGUUGCUGGGUGGCGACAGGCAGUUCUGGCUUGGCCUGUACCAUUUGCAGAAAGUGCUGCUAGGCUUUGUGCUGCCCCUAGGCAUCAUCAGCCUGUGCUACCUGCUGCUGGUGCGCUUCAUCUCAGACCGCUGCGUGGUGGGGACCGAAGUAGGGACAGCAGCUGCUGGGGGAAGCCUGUCUGGAGCUAGCGCUAGGAGACGGUCCAAGGUCACCAAAUCAGUGACCAUCGUGGUCUUAUCUUUCUUUCUGUGUUGGCUGCCUAACCAGGCGCUCACCACAUGGAGUAUCCUCAUCAAGUUCAACGCGGUACCCUUCAGCCAGGAGUAUUUCUUGUGCCAGGUGUACGCGUUCCCGGUGAGCGUGUGUCUGGCGCAUUCCAACAGCUGCCUUAACCCAAUACUCUACUGCCUAGUGCGCCGCGAGUUCCGCAAGGCGCUCAAGAACCUGCUGUGGCGUAUCACGUCGCCUUCGCUCACCAGCAUGCGCCCUUUCACAGCUACCACUAAGCCAGAGCCAGAGGAUCACCGGCUGCAGGCUCUGGCGCCACUCCACGCAGCUGCUGAACCUGACGUGCUCUACUAUCCGCCUGGUGUAGUGGUCUACAGUGGGGGACGCUACGACCUGCUGCCCAGCAGCUCAGCCUACUGAUGUGGACUAAGACUCGUGGUACACGUGGAACAGCAAGGCUGCCUUGGGGCAGGGAAGCAAGGGAAUCGCUUACUGGAGGAAAAGCGGAGGGACUCUGCAUCAAGAAUUAGGUGGGAAAGGGAUGUGGAGACCUAUGGAGCAGCGGCCAGUGAAAAAGCUGGAGGCACUUCUGUGGAGAAAUGUGAAAUCAGGUGAAGAAAGGAAGUAGGCAAAGGAGUGAAGAUCAGCCCUCUGGACCGGAGCUCGAGGCUUGGCUGACCCUCCUACCCCAAUGCAGAGUCCUCUCCUAAUGCUGCUCACGUUGUACAGGGUGUGGGUGCCCAGAAGUAGAGAGGCAGCAAGGAAGUAGAGAAAUUGGGGCAAAAGGGAGUGAGGAUCAGCCAAAUCAUGUGGGAACAACUGGGCCCUUAUUUCAGCUAUUUUAUGACAUUCUUGAUGGGGCCCUUAAGGUGCAUGCAGGCAGGAGAGCCAUCCAGGAAACCUUUGUUUUGAGCUUUGACUCUUGAGACUGCAAAGGCUUACUUGCUGUGUGGCUGCCCUGGGAGCCUUGAGUUUGGGGAAAGAAACCUUCUCGGAGUUGAGGAAAUCGAGUGACCCUGUUGACCCUUCCCAGGAGAAAUGGUGAGGGAAAGGCACUCCAGGGCAGCCAGACAGAGCAAGCAGGCUCAAGCUGAGCCUUGCUGGAAGGGCCUGACUUCUGUGAUCAGCUGUCACUAGGGGCAAAACACCUGUCCUCAGUUUAGAUGAAAGAUCCACUGGAGAGUGGAUCUUUGCUCUGUGGGAAACAGCAGUGCAACUGGAAGAGCUGAAAAGGGAAAUUUAUUUCGUCUACAGACGGUGAAGGAAAAAGGGAACUCAAAUUUAGCAUUCCCUGGAAAGCCUAAUUCCCUGGGUGCUCUAGUUUCUCUGGAGAACAUUCUGGGUUCCUGGAGACACCAUUCUCUCUAGUCAGUCACUGCAGGUGAGCUGGACUCAGGAGCAUCUUGAAAAGCCCUCCUGGUAUCUAGGGUUGAGGGGAGGGUUCUACAGCCCUUCCUUCCUCACUCUGGGAAUUGGAAUGCCACGUUGAUGGAGACUCUGGAUCAGGAAGUAGAGGGAUGAUUCAGAUUUCAUGUUGGAUUAAAAGAGCAAGAAAUGCUGUAGAAAUGUGCAGGGCUUACUGCAGACCAGAUGCUAGAUUCCUAGAAGCUGGUGUUGGAUCAUUCAAGAGAAUGUGUGGGAUGGGAACAAGAAUGGAAAACCAAAGUAAAAUCUUUAUCCUAAAGGAACAAGUGGAUUGAAGAGGCUGCUCUGAGGGGCUUAUCAUAACUUCAGGUGUGAGAUUAUUUAUUGCUCACAGCAUUCACAUGGGAAGGUAAGAUAUAGGAGAUUACCUUAACAACGUGUAUUUAUUUUAAAGAGUGUAUUGCUCAUUGAGCAUGCAUGAUAAAUUCUUUCUCAACUUCCAGACAGUCAGUGGGGCUGUCUCUGAGGAGCAACUUUUGUUGCUCAUGGCAACUCUGUUAUUGUAGCAGUUUAAGAUGCUAAAAUCCUCACAGUGUCCUUUCUUGAGGCUAUUCUGAGAAUUGAAAUUAAGCAUCAGUCUACCUGCCCAUCUGCUGGGACAGAUAGAGGUGCUACUGUUCUCUUUGGCAAGUUGUUUGGGGAUCAAGAAGCUGUUAAUGCAAGCACCUCCUGGGAUGGUCAUUCUAAUACAAUAAAUAAUCAUUAGAAAAACAUGUCUGUUUAAAUAGCCUCUUCAACUGUGGAAGUGUUUAUAAUUUUGUUGAAAAAUUCCUAUAGUGUCUGGAAUUUAAGGCUUAAAAUGUGAGAUCAUCCCUUGUCCCACUUUCUGUAACACAACACAGUGGAAUUGCUAAACAUUCAUAUACUUUGCCACAAAACCCAAAACUGCCCAUUUCAAUUCUGAGAAGUAUUACGAAGUUAACUCUUUUUGAAUACAGAAUGGUUCUUCUGUUUCAAAGCAAUUAAAUAAAACUUUGUUCUUUAGGAAAAAAAGAAUCUAUCAAUAAUAGUAGUAAUCAGGCUAAAAAGGUUGAAACAGAAGCUCUCUUCAUCUCUAAAAUACAAAUAUAGGGAAAAAUCAAUGUAGGAAAUAAUAAAUAGCAGUAUAGACAUGCACAACACUGAUUUUAGACUCUUACUGAAAGAUUCUUAUUAUAGUAACUUAAUAUUAUAGUUUUGACAAUAAAAUUAUGUGUGGGUAACUUAUAAUUCUCAGGAAAAUACAUUAAAGAGUGUGCUUCUACUGCUGUGGAGACUAGAAAAAGAGAAGAAAAAGGACGAGAGGGCAAGGUCUUCAUGAAAAAUUCUGUAACCACUGUCACCUGUCCAAACCCAAAGCUUAAGGCUUCUAAGAAAAUGGCAGAAGGAACCAAAGACCAUGACUUCUUUCCACAUAAGGACACAAGAGUGGACAAGGAAGUGGUCAAAUCCAUUGAAAUCUACAGUGAUCCUUUGUAUGCCUAUUUUGUACAAGACUCUGUGUUGGGGGCUGAGCUCAUGCACCUGAACAGACACAUUUCUGACUUCUACAUUCAGAAGGACAGACAGCCAGUGAUAUGAUAUAAGACAGGGCAAAUUAAUUGGAGGUCACUGUAAGGCUAAAAUAAAAUGCAGAGGGAAAAGGAGGGGAGGGCCAGAGACUUCUUGGUCAAAAUAGUAUUUGAGAUGGGCCUGGAAAUAUGGGUAUAAAAAAUUUAGGCAGAAUGAGGGGGAGGUUAGAGAAGGUAGAUGGGACAUGUGAGGCUGAGGAAGAGUGGUGACUAAAGAAUUCAAGGUCAAAAUGUCAGAUGAUGGAUUAGGGAAGCAGGUAGCAAAGCAGUGUAGCUUCCCUUUCUCCUAUGACACUUCCUGGGAUCUCUAUUUAAAAUAUAUGUCUCUGGGCAUGUAUUUGCUUGGGAAGAGAAUUAUUUUUUGGCUAGAUCAUGUCAUCAGUGUAUUGAGAAUAAAUACUUGGGUUCCCAAG